This is a messenger RNA of Mus pahari (shrew mouse), 1779 nucleotides long. RefSeq names its product FA complementation group L (gene Fancl). The transcript is spliced from 14 exons. Gene Ontology annotation, cellular component: Fanconi anaemia nuclear complex; nucleus. Gene Ontology annotation, biological process: protein monoubiquitination; interstrand cross-link repair. NCBI's taxonomy places the organism in Eukaryota, Metazoa, Chordata, Mammalia, Rodentia, Muridae. The record is from RefSeq and is a predicted model, not a curated record. Bases 130 to 1257 code for a protein of 375 amino acids. Gene Ontology annotation, molecular function: ubiquitin protein ligase activity.
GCCCAGUUCUUUGUACAGGUCAGGGCAGCGGGACCCACCACAGUUGGGUUUUCCAGACUUCCCGCCCAAGCGGGUUUCCGCCCCGUCCUUUCGCAGACUGCGCAUGUGCGGCGGCCAUUCCUGUGCGCCAUGGCCGACGCAGAAGCAAGCCUGUUGCGCCAUUUCCCGCUGCUGCUUCCUCAGAACCGGGAGAAAACUGUGUAUGAGGGAUUCAUCUCGGCUCAGGGAAGUGACUUUCACCUCAGAAUAGUGCUGCCUAAGGACCUGCAGCUCAAGAAGGCAAGAUUACUGUGUAGCUUGCAGCUGAAAAAUAUACUUAAUGAAUACCAUCAAGUAGUCCAACAGAGAAUGAAGCACUCCCCUGAUCUAACGAGCUUUAUGAUGGAGUUGAAGAUGAUUUUGGAGGUUGCUUUAAAGAAUAAACAAGAGUUGUGUGUACAACCACCUUCUUGCAGUUUCUGCAAAGACCUUCUUACUGAGAUAGGAGCCAUUGGUUGGGAUAAACUCGCAUGUGUGGAGAGUUCCUUCAGCACCAUCAAGUUAAAAGCAGAUGACACUUCUGGCAGAGAGCACCUAAUCACUGUCAAGUUGAAGGCAAAGUAUCCUGUAGAGCCACCAGAUUGUGUCGUGGACUUUCCUGUCCCAUUUUCUGUUUCCUGGACACCACAGAGCUCCUUGGUCGAUGUUUAUAGUCAGUUCUUGGUGGCAUUAGAGACACUGAAGGUGUUCUGGGAUGUUAUGGAUGAAAUUGAUGAGAAGACCUGGGUGCUGGAGCCAGAGAAACCUCCCCGGAGUGUGACAGCACGCAGGAUUGCAUUAGGGAAGAAUGUUUCCAUAAACAUCGAGGUAGACCCUAGGCACCCUACCAUGCUUCCUGAGUUUUGCUUUCUUGGAGCUGACCAUGUGACAAAACCCCUGGGAAUGAAGCUGAGUGGUAGCAUUCAUUUAUGGGAUCCAGAAAAUAGUCUGUUACAAAAUUUGAAAGAUGUUUUAGAAAUUGAUUUCCCAGCUCGUACUAUUUUGGAAGAAUCUGACUUCAGCAUGGACUGUGGAAUCUGUUAUGCCCAUCACCUGAAUGGCGCCAUUCCUGAUCAAGUGUGUAAUAAUCCCCAGUGUGGACAGCCUUUCCAUCAAAUAUGUCUGUAUGAGUGGCUGAGAGGGUUGAGCACCAGCAGACAGAGUUUUAACGUCUUCUUUGGUGACUGUCCCUAUUGUAGUAAGCCAAUUACCUUGAAAAUGUCUGGGAGAAAACCCUGAAUGGAACCUACCUAUGAAGAGAUGGAAUGCUUAAAAAUUGUUUAAAAAUAAAAACAAAAGCAAAAACCAAUUUAUUUGGUGACUUCAGAGAAAAUACAAAGCAAGAAAUACAAAUAUCAGCAGACAGAAUAUAGUGAUUCCAUAGUAAUACACAUCUGCCUUUGUCUCUUCACUCAGAGUCAACUGAGAAACUGCAGGCCAAAAUCUUGGAGAACUUUCCAAGUCUGUGACUCCCAGAUUACCCCUGGGCGUGUAUCUGUACCGAGGCAGGGAUCUUGGCUUCUUGAUGGGAUCUCUACUAGUGCAGUCCAGAUUGGGCUUACAAUAUGAACCUUGGAAACUCAUAUAGCUGGGUGUUUGUUGAAGACUCUGCAUUUCACUGAAAAUAUCAGAAUACUCAUGUAUUUUCCUUGUCCUUGAGUUUUCCUAUGAAAGAAAUAUAUUUUGUUAGAUUUGAGUUAUGGAGGCAUUUAUUGUAUACUCUUCAACAGUGCUAAAUAAAACAACAUACCAAGCAAGUCU